This is a messenger RNA of Ostrea edulis (European flat oyster), 1269 nucleotides long. RefSeq lists its product as uncharacterized. The record is from RefSeq and is a predicted model, not a curated record. NCBI's taxonomy places the organism in Eukaryota, Metazoa, Mollusca, Bivalvia, Ostreida, Ostreidae. The transcript is spliced from 8 exons. Bases 117 to 824 code for a protein of 235 amino acids.
UACUUUUUGAGAAAUUGGUCACUGCCAUGACAGUUGACAAAAAACGUAAGCUAUUCUUAUAGCAUUGCUUAAACUGUCGAUUAAGCUGAGGGAGGGACACUGUAGCCAAUGGAACUAUGGGAUUAAUAAAGAUUAGUUGCCUGUGGUAUCUGGUGAUGAUUUUUAAAUCAACAUUUAUCGUGAGUGUUAUUACAUCAACAUCGGCGAUUUCUAGUGUAGCAACAGCAACACCUCAAGUAACGUAUAGUACGUUGAUAGUCCUGCCGCCCAUGCAGAAGGAAGUGGCGGGGGUGCGGAUGUAUUUUAGGGAGGGCCCCAGUCUGUCCUCUGCUCCAGUCUUCAAUGUCUAUCUAGGAGAUCGAUUCUACAUGUUCCUUAAAUAUACUGGAGACGAGUACGUCAUCAAACCAGUGGCGUGUACAGCCUACUCUGGGGUAGUUCUAGACGAGAGCGUGUCGAAGGUCGUCCUAUGGAAUCAAAGUUGUGCAGGUAGAACAGAUGUAAUGGAGAAUUUCAUCAACAAGACAUCUACCCUUUUACAAGCUACAUUAUAUGGAUUCCACUUCAACUCAAGUCAUUAUGUUACCAUCGAGUGCACGGUGCGCAUCUGCAGACAAAACACAACUUGUGCUACAUCCAAGAUCUGUGGGGCAAAACGAAGACGACGCAAAAAGGAUCUCUCAUCUUUAGGAUCGUCGUCUUUCCGAGUGCUGGAUGGGGUUACAAAUAACGGUGGACAGACCAGACCCCCCUUUCCAUUUCACAACUUUAACUUGUGUUCGAUUCUUGUAUUGACUGCUUUUGUUAACAAAUUUGUUUUAUGAAAUAGUUUGCGAGUUCCACUAUAGAAUCUAUGAUCGACCUUCAUUAUUAUAAAACAGUUAAAUUAGUCCAGUGUUUACUAUUCUAUAUGACCUAUGCAAAAAUAUUAUUCCAAAAUUCUCAGAUGUAUUUUUGUGCAAAGAAUAUUUCAUUACUGUGAAUCGGUGUUUAUGUUUCAGUGUCUGCAUAAUACAAAUAAAAGUAUACUGUGAUGAGAAUUGUCUGAACAUACUCUCCGAUUUGAUAUCAUGAAUUUUGUCGCAUAUCAAGUGCAGAAAUGUCAUUAUUUAUAUCCAUUACAUGUAUUAAUUUUUUUUAAAAUCUGUAUUGUUAGAAGACAUGAUUAUGUAUAUAUAUCUUAGGUAAUGAUUGAUAUGUGUUGCUUAUAUUGUGUUGACACUCAGAGACAAAUCAAGUUAAAUUCAAUAAAUCUUGAGUCAAUUUCAA